Drosophila sechellia is the source of this 1035-nucleotide messenger RNA. RefSeq names its product Zinc/iron regulated transporter-related protein 102B (gene Zip102B). The record is from RefSeq and is a predicted model, not a curated record. The coding region runs from base 36 to 968 and encodes 310 amino acids. Gene Ontology annotation, molecular function: metal ion transmembrane transporter activity. Lineage: Eukaryota; Metazoa; Arthropoda; Insecta; Diptera; Drosophilidae. Gene Ontology annotation, biological process: transmembrane transport; zinc ion transport. Gene Ontology annotation, cellular component: membrane. The transcript is spliced from 3 exons.
UCUAGCGAUUGAGUUGGCAAAAACAUGUAACUUUGAUGAUAUUAUGCUCAUUAAAAUUAAGUUGGGCAAUCAUGGCUGAAGAGACAAUAAUUCUCAUUUUAUUAGUGUUGGUUAUGCUUGUGGGGUCUUAUUUGGCAGGGAGCAUACCGAUGUUGAUGAAAUUAAGCGAGGAAAAGCUAAAAUGUGUCACUGUGCUGGGAGCUGGAUUGUUAGUGGGAACUGCUCUCGUUGUUAUUAUUCCGGAGGGCAUUCGAUCAUUGUAUGUGGGGUUUGGCCAAUCCCAAAAACGGACAUCGGUUCCGGAGCAACCAGAUUACUCACAGACCAUUGGACUUUCUCUUGUGCUUGGAUUUGUUUUCAUGAUGUUGGUGGAUAUCUCUCAGCGGAAGACUAAUGUUGGAAGUAAUAAAAAAAACAAUGCCACACUAACUCUUGGAUUGGUUGUGCAUGCUGCAGCUGAUGGAGUUGCAUUGGGAGCAGCUGCCACCACUAGCCAUCAAGAUGUUGAGAUAAUUGUAUUUUUAGCUAUAAUGCUUCAUAAGGCACCAGCAGCAUUCGGAUUAGUCACAUUCCUACUGCACGAAAAAGUAGACAGACAUCAAAUUCGCAGACACCUAGUCUUAUUUUCCCUGUCGGCUCCCCUUAUGACUAUUUUAACGUAUUUUGGAAUCGGACAGGAGCAGAAGGACACGUUAAAUUCCGUAAAUGCCACUGGUAUAGCUAUGCUAUUCUCCGCUGGAACAUUUUUGUACGUAGCAACUGUUCAUGUUUUACCAGAGCUUACCCAAGGGGGAUUAACGAAGAGCGAUCAGCAUGAUUAUUGUUUGCUAGAGGAAUCUCGAGGUGUUGCUACGAAUGAUUUGAAUGGAAGUAAUAGUAUACAAGCAUUAAAAUAUAGUGAAUUGGUAAUUCUGAUUUGCGGCGCACUGCUUCCCCUAAUUAUAACAUUUGGACAUAAUCACCAGUAAUGCACACACACAUUUUUCUUAAAUAAGAUGAAUUAAAAGUUAAGGGAUAUUAUGCAAUAUACAUACA